GGGGGAAGGCUGCGCGUGUGUGGUAGAAGCCCGGGAAAGCCUUCCCCUCGGUCGCCAUGUCAACAGCAUCCAUUCCCCUCUCGGUCGCCAUGGCAACGCCAUCCCAGCUCCCUUGGGACAGCAUUGGACGCUGGGACUUGAACCCGGGUCCCGGGGAGCAGUGACCGGGUCCUCCGGAGGAACUGCCAGGGUCUGGACUCGAACCCGGGUCCUCGGGAGGACAGGUUUCUGAGGUGGAGCCUCUGGGUGGAGCCCAGGGAGGGUGGCUCCGCCCACAAUGGGCGGGGCCUGCCCAACAGCCGUCCAUCAAGGCUAUAGAGCCCAGAGAUGGCUCCGCCCAUAGGGGGCGUGACAACCCCAUCAAAAUGGCCGCUCCCAGCCUCAGGAUCACAGGAGGGAUGGCUCCGCCCCCUCAAAAUGGCGUCUCUCAGCAUCAGGACCACAGGAGGGAUGGCUCCGCCCCCUCAAAAUGGCGUCUCUCAGCAUCAGGACCACAGGAGGGAUGGCUCCGCCUCCUCAAAAUGGCGGCUCUCAGCAUCAGGACCACAGAAGGGAUGGCUCCGCCCCCUCAAAAUGGCGUCUCUCAGCAUCAGGACCACAGGAGGGAUGGCUCCGCCUCCUCAAAAUGGCGGCUCUCAGCAUCAGGACCACAGAAGGGAUGGCUCCGCCCCCUCAAAAUGGCGUCUCUCAGCAUCAGGACCACAGGAGGGAUGGCUCCGCCCACGGGGGCGUGGCCUCUCCAUCAAAAUGGCCGCCCGCAGCCUCAGGACCACAGUAAUGUGCUCGGGCGCCACCUGCUGGCGAAAUUGCUGUGAAGCAAAAGAAGAGAAGAAAAGAGAAGGGAAGAAGAAGGGAAGAGGAAGGGAAGAAGAAGGGAAGAGGAAGGGAAGAGGAAGGAAAGAAGGGAAGAGGAAGGAAGAAGGGAAGAGGAAGGGAAGAGGAAGGAAGAAGAUGGGAAAAAGAAGGGAAGAAGAAGGGAAGAGGAAGGAAGAGGAAGGGAAGAGGAAGGAAAGAAGGGAAGAGGAAGGAAGAGGAAGAAGAAAGGAAGAGGAAGGGAAGAAGAAGGGAAGAAGAAGGAAGAGGAAGAAGAAAGGAAGAGGAAGGGAAGAAGAAGGGAAGAAGAAGGAAGAGGAAGAAGAAAGGAAGAGGAAGGGAAGAAGAAGGGAAGAAGAAGGGAAGAGGAAGGGAAGAAGAAGGGAAGAAGAAGGGAAGAGGAAGGAAGAGGAAGGGAAGAAGAAGGGAAGAGGAAGGGAAGAGGAAGGGAAGAAGAAGGGAAGAGGAGAUAUGAAGCGAAUAAAUUAUUGAAAAUUAAAAAUAAUUAAAUGCGGGAAAGUAGAAGGUAAGAGAGAGAGAGAGAGAAGAGAGAGAGAGAGAGGGAGAGAGAGAGAGAAAGGGAGAGAGAGAGGGAAAAAGAGGGAGAGAGAGAGAGAGAGAGAGAGGAUAGACACCCUCCACCUAGACACCCUCCACCCCCCCCGAGCAGGGCAGUCCCAGGCUGGAGGCCCGGCCCAGCGGCCAUGAGCCCGGGCGGCUCCUCCCGAGGUCCUGGGUUCGAGUCCCGGCGUCCUAUUCGCCGCGGGGAUCUGCGCCCUCUGCGCGCGGAGACGCCGGACAGUGACGGGAGAACGAAUAAACAUGGAAAUAAUUUACAAAGGAGAAGAGGAGACACUGAGGACCACAAAAUCCUUUAUUCCUGCCCUGCUCGGCCUCCGCCGUCCUCCCCAAACCAGAGAGAACCACCAACGGCAGAGGGAGGGGGAUGGCCUUCCCUCUCUCUCUUUUUCCUUCUCUCUCUCUCUCUCCCUCUCUCUCUCCCCCUCUCUCCCUCCCUCUCUCUUUCCUUCUCUCUCUCCCUCCUUCCCUUUCUCCUUCCUCUCUCCCUCCCUCUCUUCAUCUUUCUCUCUCUUCAUAUCUGUUCCUCUCUUUCCCUCCCUCUCCCUCUCCCCCGUGUGUCUCUCCCUCUCUCUCUCCCCCCUUGUGUCUCUCUCCCUCUGUCUUCACCUCCCCUUUCUCCCUCACCCUCUCUUUCUCCUGUUUUCUCUCUCUUCCUGUCUCUCCUUCUCUCUCUAUCCCUCCCUAUCACUCCAUCUCUCUCCCUCCAUCUCUAUCUCUGUUUCUCUCUACUUCUCUUUCCCUGUCUCUGUCCCUCUCUCUCCCCCUCCCCUCUUUCUCUCCCUCUCUCUCUCCAUGUCUAUCUCUCUCUUUCAUUCUCUUCAUCUCUCUCUCCCUCACUCUCCCUGUCUUCCCCUCCCUCCC
This is a messenger RNA of Meriones unguiculatus (Mongolian gerbil), 2256 nucleotides long. Its product is annotated as cyclic nucleotide-gated cation channel beta-1-like. Lineage: Eukaryota; Metazoa; Chordata; Mammalia; Rodentia; Muridae. The transcript is spliced from 2 exons. The record is from RefSeq and is a predicted model, not a curated record. The coding region runs from base 328 to 1305 and encodes 325 amino acids.